Messenger RNA from Penicillium atrosanguineum, 1482 nucleotides. RefSeq names its product arylsulfotransferase family protein. Bases 1 to 1482 code for a protein of 493 amino acids. The record is from RefSeq and is a predicted model, not a curated record. The transcript has a single exon. Lineage: Eukaryota; Fungi; Ascomycota; Eurotiomycetes; Eurotiales; Aspergillaceae.
AUGGCUCCAUGGUGGUACACGGCUAGCAGCACCCUGCUGCUAUCAAUGGGCGCCGUUGCUUGGCCUUAUUCGACCUAUACUUCUAUGCCCUUCCAGCCGCCUACUCUGGAAAUUAACCAGACUGGUGUUUCCGAUCCGGGCUAUAUCUUCCUGGGACCCCGUGGAAGUGUCCAGUCUGCUGGCCAGGCGGCGCUCAUCUACGAUAAUGCGGGCAACCUAGUCUAUGAGGGACCAGAGGAGGUCACUGCCAAUUUCCGUGUCCAGACACUGAAUGGCUCCGACGUGAUCACCUUCUGGGCCGGAGACAUGUUGUCUCUGGGUUACGGGUAUGGCACAGUCCACAUCCUCGACAACUCCUACCAGGAGAUCCACACUAUCACCCUGACCGGGCCCUUCAUCACUCCGGACAACUCCACCCAGGACUCGUACAUUGACCUGCACGAGAGCCACAUCACCCCGCGUGACACUUUGAUGGUUACCGCGUAUAACCUCACUCAGCAUGACCUGACCUCCAUCGGCGGCAACUCCUCCGACUGGAUGCUCGACAGCCAUUUCUACGAAAUUGACAUCUACACCAACGAGAUCCUCAACUCCUGGAGCGCCCUCGAGCACGAGGACACCAUCCCUUUGACCAGCUCUCACCAGAAGGUCGGCAACGACGUCGGCACCCAGGACGCACCCUACGACGCCUACCACAUCAAUGCCAUUACCACCACCAACAACGGCUACCUAGUCUCUCUGCGCCACAUGUGGUCCGGCUACUACCUGUUCCACAACGGUACCGUCGUGUGGCAAGUCAGUGGUGAAGACGGCGGUGAUUUUCAACAAGUCGGCGAGGCUGGCUUCUCAUGGCAGCAUGACAUGCGUGUUUACAACGAGACCGACUCCGGCCUCGUCCUGGACCUUUUCAACAACGCCAACACCCCCACCGACCAGGAAUCUGUCACCACCGGUGUCAGCCUCUCCAUCAACACUACCAACAUGACAGUCACCGGCCUCCGCUCUCUCAGCGACCCCAACGACCCCAUCCAUUCCGUCAGCCAGGGCAGCUACCAGCUGCUGGAUGAGACCGACGGCCACGUGUUCAUGGACUACGGCUCCAUCUCCAAGGUCAAGGAGUAUGACGGCGAUGACAAGGUCGUCUUCAGCGCCCAGUUCGGCGACGACAAUGACGUUGCUUCGUACCGUGGUUACCGUUUCCCUUGGGUCGGUACUCCCUUCUGGAAGCCUUCUGUUGUUGUCCAACGCACCGAUGAGGGUGCCACGGUUUUCAUGUCUUGGAACGGUGCUACCGAGUAUGACAACUGGGUUGUUUACUCGGCUACCUCCAACACCUCGGUUACCACCCAGCAGCUCAGCUCUGCGAACCGCACUGGCUUUGAGACUGCUGUCAAUGUGACCAGUCCCCCUACCGACUUCCUUCAGGUUGUUGCUCGUCAGGGUAACGCUGUUCUCGGAACGUCUGAGAUUGUCACUUUCUAA